Messenger RNA from Closterium sp. NIES-65, 5568 nucleotides. The record is from the annotation of a GenBank genome assembly. NCBI's taxonomy places the organism in Eukaryota, Viridiplantae, Streptophyta, Zygnematophyceae, Desmidiales, Closteriaceae.
AUGGGGUGGUGGUGCCACCGCACUUCACCGGACCAACAGGUGCUGGAGGGCAACACACCCAACGUGGAUGUCACGGCACCAGGAGCAAUUCUCGCCCUUGCCAUGAUGUACCUUCAGUCCAACAACGAGGCGGUGGCGGCGCGCCUGGCCCCGCCAGCAACGCACUUCGCCCUCGAGUUUGUGCGCCCCGACUUCAUCCUCCUGCGCGUCCUCGCGUGCUCCCUCAUCCUCUGGGACAGCGUGCAGCCAUCGGAGGAGUGGGUGGCAGCACAGGUGCCGCGCAUCAUCCGCACUGCCGCUGCUGCCACUGGGGGAGGGGAAGAAGAGAGGGGUGCGGGGGAAAAUGAGGGGGAGGGGGGCGUGGGGAAAGGGGCGAGGGAGGGCGGAGGGGAGGGGGAGGCGGAUGUGGAUGAGGAGGCGAUGGCUUUGGCGCUGUGCAAUGUGCUGGCAGGAUGCUGCCUCUCCAUCGGUGAGUCGCACCAUGCCACGUGCUGCCUCUCCAUCGGUGAGUCGCACCAUGCCACGUGCUGCCUCUCCAUUGGUGAGUCGCACCAUGCCACGUGCUGCCUCUCCAUCGGUGAGUCGCACCAUGCCACGUGCUGCCUCUCCAUCGGGCUGCGCUAUGCAGGUUCAGCCAAUGGUGAAGCAGAGAAGCUUCUCCGAAGCUACGCGCUGCUGUUCUUCUUCCUCCGAGAGCGCUUGGGAUAUGGGCUGUGGAGGGAGGAGGGCGAUGGUAGAGGAGGUGGUGCCAAGAAGGGCAUUUUCCAUAUGUGUGCUUCCAAGAAUCAUGCCCAUGUGUGGUGCAUUCACUCUCUGCUCUUUUCUUCCCUCCCCUUCCUAUCUCCCUCACCCCAUCCCCCUCAUCCCACCCCCCUCACUCGCCCCAUCCCCCUCCCUCGCCCCAUCUUCCUCUCCCCAUCCCGCCCUCACUGCAGCGCCGUCCCCUCACGGCCGUGGCCUGCCCGUUCGCCGUGCCGCUGCUGCACUGGCGGGCGCUGCUGGACGCGUGCACCCUUGACACCGCUGUCAACGCUGCCGUGCUCUCCCUCUCCCUUGUAUGCUCUGCUGCUGCCCCUCCUACACUCUGCUCUCCCUCCUACACUUUGCUCUCCCUUCUACGUUCUGCUCUGCUCUCCCCAACCCACUCCCCUUUCUCGCUACACAAUCGUGCCCCUUUCCUUUCUCCCUGUUCCAUACCCACGUUCUGAUACUUCCUCUCUUCUUUCCUGCCCCAACACCGCUGUCAGCGCUGCCGUGCUCUCCCUCUCCCUUGUACGCUCUACUGCCUCUCCUUCGCUUUGCCCUCCUUCGUUCAUUCUGCUCUCCCUCGCCCUCCUACACUUUGCUGUUCUCCCCAACCCACCCUUCCUUUUUCAACACUCUCUUGCUCCUGCCAUUUAUCCAUGUUUUCUUCUUCCAUUCUUUUCUUCCUUCUCUGUUCGUAACCACUUCCCUCACCUCCCACUCAACUCCUCCCCCUUUCUCCCCAUCUCAUCCUGCCAGGUCAUGGCAGGAACGGGCCAUCUGCCGUCGCUGCGUCUGCUGCGUUUUUUCCACCGUCGCACCGCUGCUGCUGCCGAUGCCGCUGCUGUCAACGCCGCUACCACCUAUGGCUCACACAUGGCGGUGAGCAUGGCAAUCGGUUUCCUGGGCCUGAGUGCCUGCCAGGCCACCUUCUCCACGUCGCCCCCUGCUGUGGCGGCGCUGCUGCUCGCGCUCUUCCCGCACUUCCCCUCCUCGCCCGCCGACCACCGCUGCCACCUGCAGGCGUUGCGGCAUUUCUGGGUGCUGGCGGUGGAGGAGAGGGCGUUCGUGGAGGCUGUGGAUGUGGACACGUGGCAGCCUGUCAUUGCUCCACUGCACCUCACCCUCAAGCCCUCUGACUCGUCCACUCCAACCGCGCUGUCGCUGCACACGCCGUGCCUGCUGCCGCCGCUGCCUCAGGUGCUCUCUCAUUCGCCUCAGGUGCUCUCUCAUUCGCCUCAGGUGCUCUCUCAUUCGCCUCAAAUGAUCUUUCCACUGGGUUCAGGUGCUGCUCUUGCUGCAGGUGUUGAAGAAAGGCAGCUCUGGGAAGCAAGCACACAUGGGAUGUACACAUGCCCUCCAACUAACUCACUAUGCCACGCUGCCAUGCCUCUUCUGCUGCCUGCUGUCACCCCAUCCUUCCCUCUUCUGCUGCCUGCUGUCACCCCAUCCUUCCCUCUUCUGCUGCCUGCUGUCACCCCAUCCUUCCCUCUCCCUGCCGCCCCCACCUACCGCCUCACUUUCUGCCUCCCUCUCUUUCCUCCCCAUCCUUCCCUCCCCGUUCCCCCACUCCCAUCAGCUGAGGGAGCUGCGGCUGUGUGGCGGCAACUUCUGGCCGCUGCGAGUGGCAGCGAGGAUAGCAGGCAGUAUGGGGGCAUGCAUGUGCAUGCAUGGGGCAUGUAUGUGGCAUGCAUGUGGGUGGCUUGCGUGGUUGCAUGGGAAAUGCCAUGUGGCAUGGUGCGAGUGGUUGCAUGGGAAAUGCCAUGUGGCAUGGUGCGAGUGGUUGCAUGGGAAAUGCCAUGUGGCAUGGUGCGAGUGGUUGCAUGGGAAAUGCCAUGUGGCAUGGUGCGAGUGGUUGCAUGGGAAAUGCCAUGUGGCAUGGUGCGAGUGGUUGCAUGGGAAAUGCCAUGUGGCAUGGUGCGAGUGGUUGCAUGGGAAAUGCCAUGUCGCAUGGUGCGAGUGGUUGCAUGGGAAAUGCCAUGUGGCAUGGUGCGAGUGGUUGCAUGGGAAAUGCCAUGUGGCAUGGUGCGAGUGGUUGCAUGGGAAAUGCCAUGUGGCAUGGUGCGAGUGGUUGCAUGGGAAAUGCCAUGUGGCAUGGUGCGAGUGGUUGCAUGGGAAAUGCCAUGUGGCAUGGUGCGAGUGGUUGCAUGGGAAAUGCCAUGUCGCAUGGUGCGAGUGGUUGCAUGGGAAAUGCCAUGUGGCAUGGUGCGAGUGGUUGCAUGGGAAAUGCCAUGUGGCAUGGUGCGAGUGGUUGCAUGGGAAAUGCCAUGUGGCAUGGUGCGAGUGGUUGCAUGGGAAAUGCCAUGUGGCAUGGUGCGAGUGGUUGCAUGGGAAAUGCCAUGUGGCAUGGUGCGAGUGGUUGCAUGGGAAAUGCCAUGUGGCAUGGUGCGAGUGGUUGCAUGGGAAAUGCCAUGUGGCAUGGUGCGAGUGGUUGCAUGGGAAAUGCCAUGUGGCAUGGUGCAAGUGGUUGCAUGGGAAAUGCCAUGUGGCAUGGUGCGAGUGGUUGCAUGGGAAAUGCCAUGUGGCAUGGUGCGAGUGGUUGCAUGGGAAAUGCCAUGUGGCAUGGUGCGAGUGGUUGCAUGGGAAAUGCCAUGUGGCAUGUGUUUUUCCUUUGCCUUUGCUCCUUCCUCUCUUUUUCCAAUUCUCCUUGCGCUCCUGUCGUCCUCACUUCUGCCCAACUCUUCCCACCCGUCCCUGCGAGCCAUGAGGGGGAGGCGGCGAGGGGGGCAUGGUGCAGUCGCUGCAGGGGGGGGUGGGGGGCGGAAGGCGGUGGGGAGCGCAAUGGGAGCGGGUGUAGGUGGGGAGGGCAGUGGGGGCCGGCACCUGGUGCUGCUGGUGAAGGGGCGGGGGGCACAGGCUGGCAGCGGUGGGGGUGCUGCAGCAGUGGGCAGGACAGGAGACCCCAGGUCCCGCAUGGGGGAGGUGAGCGAUCAUGUGCGCUUGCAUGCUCCCUGCCCCGCUCACUGCCCCUUCCCCGCUUUCCCCUUCAUUACAGCACUUGAGACUUGCAAUCUUCACUCCCACAACACAGCCUUGGCCUCUUGCAUCCAGCUAGUGCUGUCUUGCAUCCAGCUAGUGCUGUCUUGCAUCCAGCUAGAGCUGUCUUGCAUCCAGCUAGAGCUGUCUUGCAUCCAGCUAGAGCUGUCUUGCAUCCAGCUAGAGCUGUCUUGCAUCCAGCUAGAGCUGUCUUGCAUCCAGCUAGUGCUGUCUUGCACCCAGCUAGUGCUGUCUUGCAUCCAGCUAGAGCUGGCUUGCAUCCAGCUAGAGCUGUCUUGCAUCCAGCUAGAGCUGUCUUGCAUCCAGCUAGAGCUGUCUUGCAUCCAGCUAGUGCUGUCUUGCAUCCAGCUAGUGCUGUCUUGCAUCCAGCUAGAGCUGUCUUGCACCCAGCUAGUGCUGUCUUGCAUCCAGCUAGAGCUGGCUUGCAUCCAGCUAGAGCUGUCUUGCAUCCAGCUAGAGCUGUCUUGCAUCCAGCUAGAGCUGUCUUGCAUCCAGCUAGAGCUGUCUUGCAUCCAGCUAGAGCUGUCUUGCAUCCAGCUAGUGCUGUCUUGCACCCAGCUAGUGCUGUCUUGCAUCCAGCUAGAGCUGGCUUGCAUCCAGCUAGAGCUGUCUUGCAUCCAGCUAGAGCUGUCUUGCAUCCAGCUAGAGCUGUCUUGCAUCCAGCUAGUGCUGUCUUGCAUCCAGCUAGUGCUGUCUUGCAUCCAGCUAGAGCUGUCUUGCAUCCAGCUAGUGCUGUCUUGCAUCCAGCUAGAGCUGUCUUGCAUCCAGCUAGUGCUGUCUUGCAUCCAGCUAGUGCUGUCUUGCAUCCAGCUAGAGCUGUCUUGCAUGCAUUGGCAACUGCUCUCAUCACCUUCUCAUUGCCUCCCGCUUUCUCUCAUUCUGCAAUUCCCUCUCAAUCCUUCCUUUCCCCCACUCCCCCAUCAUCCCUUCCCCCACUCUCCCAUCAUCCCUUCCCCCACUCCCUCAUCAUCCCUUCCCCUACUUCCCCCAUCAUCCCUUCCCCCACUCCCCCAUCAUCCCUUCCCCCACUCCCCCAUCAUCCCUUCCCCCACUCCCCCAUCAUCCCACUCCCCCAUCAUCCCACUCCCCCAUCAUCCCACUCCCCCAUCACCCUUCCCCCUUCUUUCCCCGCCCUUUGCCGUCCCGUGCAUCCCUGGCCAUCUCUCCCUCCAUCCCCUCUGCCCUGCAUACUCUCCUUUCCCUCACUUAUUCUACAUGCCCCUCCUACCUUGCAUGACCACGCACCCCUAUACACUCUGCACACCCACCUCUUUCCCCCCCCUGUCUCUUUCACCCAACCUCACACCCGUCAUCUCACACACGUCCCUCCACACAUUCCCCUUGGCCUCGCUCGGCCAGUUGCCGCCCGUCUCAGCGCGGAGCAUGGCAGCCGCCCUGCCAGUGGCCGACCCCGUCCUAUCCGCCUUCCACCGCCUCUUCUGCCGCCCCCUGCCGCGCUCCGCUGUUCAACCGCAUGCAACCUCAAGCCAUGAGGGCUUCUCAUCGGCUUGCCAGGCAGCGCUGCUCAUGGCGCACGCAGCGGAGCAGCCGGAGCUGCUGGAGGUACUCCUCUCUCUCGCCACCACCUGCCAGGCCGUGCGCUCGCUGCAUCACUCGCACACCACCUGUGGCUCCGCACUGCCCUGCCUCGUCUCCUCCUUCCAGGUGACCUCCUCCUGCCUCUCACCCGCAACUUCAUUUCCCUCCACACAGCCUUGCAAAGCCGAGGGUCAAGGGGCGAGUUGUGGCAUCGCUGGCACAUCAAGCACCGUAACAGUGGCGUAUGGCAACACGAUGGAAUUCCAUCGCAGGCACCUUGAGCCGUAG